Monopterus albus (swamp eel) is the source of this 2472-nucleotide messenger RNA. RefSeq lists its product as uncharacterized. NCBI's taxonomy places the organism in Eukaryota, Metazoa, Chordata, Actinopteri, Synbranchiformes, Synbranchidae. The transcript is spliced from 12 exons. The record is from RefSeq and is a predicted model, not a curated record. The coding region runs from base 360 to 2399 and encodes 679 amino acids. Gene Ontology annotation, molecular function: oxidoreductase activity, acting on paired donors, with incorporation or reduction of molecular oxygen, reduced ascorbate as one donor, and incorporation of one atom of oxygen.
GUGUGGCAACAAAUAGAAAGUUGAAAAACUAAGACAACGGCAUCUGGGCGCAGUUUUAGGUAGAAGAUGCUUCACCUCUCAUCCAAGCAUUAGGUCUGUAUGACUGGUGGUGAGUAGGAGGAAAUGACCUUUUCGCGCUAUCAAGCAAUGACCAUGCCUUUAAGCUUUUCUGUCCCCGCAGGGUACCCGUAUACAGCAACACGACCCGCCUUAAACUCAAGUAUGGGGCGAAUUUAGGAAGGGGAAGGAAACGCUUUUUCUCACACUUUGUGAUCCUUUAGCUCAGUACAAACUCUUAAAGACAUGCUGGUGUUUUGCUGAUCGUGGUCAGUUUACGGUCACUCACUGUAACCAGGAAAAUGUGUUUUUUAUUGCGUUCAAAGUCCUUGCUGUUGUGGUUUCUCGUUGUUGUGACAGUUCGUGUGACUGAAGCCACAGGUAGACUGACGCAGCGAGUUAAACUGACCGAGGAUGAGGAACAGGUCUGGGACCUGGGACUCCAGCUUCACUCCAGUUUGAGAUCCAGACAAACCUCCAGUCCACACACAGCCCCCGGGCCCGAGCCGGGAGACCUCGCGGACGCGUUCAGAGUCCCGACUCUGGAUGGGGAGUUUUCCUACCAACCCGGAGCUGUGCGGGGGUCUCUGGUCAUUCACGCCUUCACCAACAAGUCCGCCUUCCUGGAGUGCCUGUGGAGCUCAGAGUCGUCCCUGACCAGCCUGGUUCAGGACCUGCCGAACAGUACACAGGUGCUCUUUCUGUCCCUGGACGACUCUGCAGUCAGCGAUGCUCUCUGGAUGCAGGACCAGGUGCAGCGGGUCGCCAUGCACAGAAAGAAGGAGGUUCUGUCCAGGCUGCACUUCUCUCCUGUGCCAGUCUUCGCUCUGGGUAACUGGAUCCCCAACGUGCUCUACUACUGGGGCUGCAUGGGACGCAACUGUGGCCUCAGUCAGGCUGUUUUCACCUCAGAGGGGUGGAACAUGCCUGUGAUAGUCAAGAGGCUUGAUGCCAGAUAUGACUGGCUCAUGGGACGCUGGGGUCCGAAGUCAUAUCAGCUGAUUGAUGCAGGAGAUGGGUGUGAUCCCUCCCUCUCGGUGGAGGGUGCUGUGGCCUGGGUGUCUGAGGGCAGCUGCUCUUUCUUCACUAAGGUGCAGAGCAUGGCCAAAUCCAAUGCCUCCGGUGUCCUUGUCUAUGCCCCCCCCGGUAACCCGAUCCAGGACAUGAACUGUGUUGGGGAUGAAUGUUACUCCUCUUUGGGCAUCCCAGCUGCCAUGGUGCACCUGGAGCCUUUGGUUGCCCAGGCUCUCCGGUUUGGACAGAAGGUUAACGUGUCCUUCCAGACCACUCCGUCCCCAAACUUCUUCAUCAGUAUUGACCAGCAGGGUGUUCUGGCUGAGAUGGGCUGGUUCCUUUACCCCUCCUUCAGCUUCAUCAGCUGGCAGGCUCAGUGGUUUGAUUUUUAUGCAGAUCUGCAGAUCAAACUUCAUAAUCCUGCAAAGGUUGUUUCUGUUUUUGACCACGUCCUAAUGCAGGGCAAGAAAGGAGCAGUGGCUACAGUCAGCCUGCCUUUAGGCAUAUCGGACGGAGACACGCUGGAGCUGGAUGCAUCCCUGUCGUGUCCUGGGAGGCGAGACUCUUCCUGUGCUCAGUGGGAUCACACGGUGCAGCUGUUUGUCUGCUGCAAUCACCUCAGUCCAUACUGCAACAUGGAGCUAGGCCGAUGGAUCACCGCCUUCCGCAGAGGUACUGGGCGCUGGCUUACAGAUGUGUCCCCCCUCAUCCCUCUGUUGGACAGCAGCCAGUGCACCUUCACCAUGAAGACGGUGCCCUGGGCGAUGCCCUGGAUUGCGUCGCUCAACCUAAGAUUCAGUGUCAAUAACCAGACAGGUGAUCAUGUGGAGAAGCUCCACCCCUUCAAAGUGAUGUCACUGUACAGCGGGGGGACCUUUGACAAAAACUACAACAAGCAAUACCAGCCAAUCAAAUUCUCCAUCCCAGCAUCAACCAAAAAGGUGGAGCUGUUCGCUGUUAUCACAGGGCAUGGCAGUGAUGAGAAUGGCUGUGGAGAGUUUUGUGUAACCUCCCACCACUUCCUGAUCAAUGCUAUGUUCAACAACACCCUCGUAUUUGACUCUGCAGGAACAGCGCUGGGCUGUACCAUGCGGGUGAGAGAGGGAGCUGUGCCCAACGAACACGGCACAUGGCUGUAUGGGCGAGGAGGCUGGUGUGACGGACUGCAGGUCAGCCCCUGGAGGACUGACAUCACCAAGCAGCUGGACAUGAGCAGAUUUGAAAACAAUACUAUCAUCUACUUUGGGUUGUUCGAGGGCCGGGAUCCUAAUCCGUCUCAACAGCCGGGCUACAUCAUCAUGUCUUCUUUUCUUGUCUUCUUCAAGUGAUGUUGCUGUGUAAACCUGUGGAUGUUGAUCUCAAUCAUUGAUGUCAAAGAUUAAAUUUUAUUUUCCUACGGUU